Schistocerca serialis cubense is the source of this 938-nucleotide messenger RNA. RefSeq names its product zinc finger protein ZIC 3-like. The record is from RefSeq and is a predicted model, not a curated record. The coding region runs from base 279 to 938 and encodes 219 amino acids. The transcript has 2 exons. Lineage: Eukaryota; Metazoa; Arthropoda; Insecta; Orthoptera; Acrididae.
GCCUCCGCUGCUCGCUGCUAGUGGGGGAGCCAAGCACGCGCGUGCGCUGCCAGAAAAAAACGCUCGUGCGGCGAAAGUGAAAAGCAAAGGGAGGGGGCGGCGCCGCGGAAAAUGGAUAGGUGACUUUUCCCUCACCCGGCACCCCUCGUGAAAGAAGCCCCUGGGCCCCAAGACACGGACGCAGGCCAAGCGUUGCAGUGUUGUGGUACCUGGUCGCUGGCGCUCUGUGCAGCAGCGCAAUGCGCCCCAUUUGACGAACAUCCCGACGUACUGGCUGAAUGACGGCGCGGAGACGGCGCCGAAACAUGUCCGACUUCACGGAUAUGUGGCAGGACAUCGAGAGCGUUCUGCUGGGAGACAGUCACUCAGGAGACCAGCGGUACCCUGCGCCGGCCUGCGCCCCAGCGGUCGACGCGCCGCCCGCUCCCGCCCCUGCACUGCCUGGCGCCGCCGCCACCUCCGCCGCCGACGGGCACAAGUACGGCGCGGGGGCGGGAGAGUACCUGGACUACGGCUACCACCACCUGCACCACCAUCACCAUCACCACUACCACUUCGGGCAGGCGGCGGCGGCGGCUGCGGCGGCGGCUGCGGCGCACUCCGCCGUCAAGAGUGAGCCGCACAGCCAGUGCGAAGAGGCGCCGGCGGGGCCGCCCGAGUACGGCUUCCACGGCGUGGGCGUGGGUGUAGGUGUGGGCGUGGGCGCGCCGUACCUCGGGCUGCUGGAUGCCAAGCAUGCUGCGCUCGAGGCCAAGCAGCCACCAGCGGGCUACCACCCGCUGGCUGCCUACCACGGCUAUCAGGCCCAGGACGCCGCCAGCCCGGACUACAACGGAACCAUGACCAUAGUGCAGGCAAGUAGUCAGGACUCCAGAGGGAGGCGGAUAUUAAUAUUAACUCAUUUGCUAGUACAAGUUUUCAAAUUCAUGCUGCACUAA